This is a messenger RNA of Arabis nemorensis, 933 nucleotides long. Lineage: Eukaryota; Viridiplantae; Streptophyta; Magnoliopsida; Brassicales; Brassicaceae. The record is from the annotation of a GenBank genome assembly.
AUGGAAAUUGACGGUAGAGCUCGUAUAUCCGGUAAACGACCGAUCAUCAUGGUCACCAACGACGACGGUAUAGGCGCGCCUGGCCUUCGUUCUCUUGUUCGCGUCCUCGUCUCUACCAACCUCUACGACGUUCUCGUCUGCGCCCCUGAUUCGGAGAAAUCUGCUGUUAGUCACAGUAUAAUAUGGAGUAGACCACUCACUGCACAAAGAGUUGAAAUCGAUGGAGCUAUAGCUUAUGCUGUUUCUGGAACCCCUGCAGAUUGCACUGGUUUGGGUUUAUCGGGAGCUCUCUUCCCUUCUCUUCCUGACCUGGUUCUUAGUGGUAUUAACGUGGGUAGCAACUGCGGAUAUAACAUCGUCUAUUCUGGAACUGUUGCUGGUGCUCGCGAAGCCUUCUUGUAUGAUGUACCUUCGAUCUCCAUAUCAUAUAAUUGGAAACGUGGAGAGAUCAAUGCCAAUGAUUUUAUCCUUGCUGCGGAAGCUUGUUUGCCUAUUAUCAGUGGCAUAAUCAGUGCGAUCAAGAACAAAACUCACCCUACAAAUUGCUUUCUGAAUAUUGAUUUGCCAACUGAUAUCGUUAACCAUAAGGGAUACAAACUAACAACACAAGGUAAAAGCAUGGGUAAAAUGGGAUGGAGACAAGUGGAAGAGGAAGCACAAGGACCGAAAAUGUUGUCAACAAUGCAAAUGGAAACAGAGUCAGGAGUAGUGUCAGACAACGGCACAUCUGCUCGUUCUCAAGAUAGCCGUUUAUUCAAGAGAGAGUUAAGGACUGUGGUGGUUGAAGAAGGGACUGAUCUUCACUUCCUACGAGAAGGAUUUAUUACAGUGACGCCGCUUGGAGCUCUCUCUCAUGUUGAUGUGGAUUGUCAAAACUACUACAAAGAAUGGCUUCCAAAGGUUGCAAACCAGUCAUAUUCCUCAUCCUUGUGA